Molecule: messenger RNA, 1452 nt
Organism: Lolium rigidum
Lineage: Eukaryota; Viridiplantae; Streptophyta; Magnoliopsida; Poales; Poaceae
Product: cytochrome P450 87A3-like
Exons: 9
Coding region: 1-1452 (483 amino acids)
Biological process (GO): sterol metabolic process
Molecular function (GO): oxidoreductase activity, acting on paired donors, with incorporation or reduction of molecular oxygen; monooxygenase activity; heme binding
Source: RefSeq, a predicted model, not a curated record
AUGAUCGACUACGCGGCGUCUGCCCUUGCUGCGGUGGCGAUGCUGCUACUGUACACGGUGCACAGGUGGAGGAACCCUCGCUGCAACGGCCGCCUCCCGCCGGGUUCCAUGGGCCUCCCGCUCAUCGGCGAGACCUUCCAGUUCUUCUCCCCCGACGCCUCCUUCGACAUUCCUCCCUUCAUCCGGCAACGGCUCGCGUGGUACGGCCCGAUCUUCAAGACGAGCCUGGUGGGGCACCCGGUGGUGGUGUCGGCGGACGAGGAGCUGAACCACAUGGUGUUCCAGCAGGAGGGGGAGCUGUUCCAGAGCUGGUACCCGGACUCGUUCGUGGAGAUCCUCGGCCGCGACAACGUUGGCGAGCAGCAGGGCACCAUGUUCAAGUACCUCAAGAACAUGGUGCUCAGGUUCUUCGGUCCGGAGAGCCUCAGGGAGUCCAUCCUCCGCGACGUCGAGCACGCCGUCUGCAGCUCACUCUGCACCUGGUCCACAUUGCCGGCCGUCGAGCUCAAAGAAGCCGUCUCCACGAUGGUGUUCGAGCUUUCCGCGAACAAGCUGCUCGGCUUGGAGCCGUCGAGGUCCAAGGUUUUACGGAAGAGCUUCUUCGACUUCGUUCGAGGGCUCAUCUCGUUCCCGCUCUACUUGCCAGGGACAGCUUACUACGCAUGCAUGCAGGGACGGAUGAGCGCAAUGGAGGUGCUGCGGCAAGUUCUGGAGGAGAGGAAGCAGUCGGCACAGGCGCUCGGAGGAGGGGCACGGCCCCACGGCGACUUCCUCGACUAUGUCGUCCAAGAGAUCACCAAGGAGAAGCCGGUCCUGACGGAGGGAAUGGCGCUGGACCUGAUGUUUCUGCUCCUCUUCGCGAGCUUCCACACGACGUCGCUGGCGCUUACGCUGGCCGUCAAGCUCAUCUCCGACCAUCCUCACGUGCUGGAUGAGCUCACGGUGGAGCAUGAAACGAUUCUGAACCAGCGUCAGACAGGCAACGAGUCUGAUGGUGAUACAGUCACAUGGAAAGAGUACAAAUCCAUGGCGUUCACAUCCCAGGUCAUAAGCGAGACGGUCCGAUUAGCCAACAUUGCGCCUGGCAUUUUCAGAAAGACUCUGAAAGAUGUUCAGUUCAGAGGAUAUACAAUACCAGCAGGAUGGGGAGUGAUGGUCUGCCCUCUAGCAGUACACUUGAAUCCAGAAAUUUACCCAGAUCCCCUCACCUUCAACCCUUCAAGGUUUAAGGACAAAAUGGAGAUAAACCGUGGGUCAAGAAACUUCAUGGCAUUUGGAGGAGGUAUCCGUUUCUGUGUUGGAGCAGACUUCAGCAAGCUACAAAUGGCCAUUUUCCUCCAUUUUCUUGUCACCAAAUAUAGGUGGAUACAAUUAGGUGGAGGCAAGAUAGUACGGACUCCUGGGCUAGAAUUUCCUGAUGGUUACCACAUCCAAAUCAGACAGAAAAACUAA